UGCGCUUGCCGUAGUUGUCAGUGCAGACUUCUCCUCAGGACGAAUGAGAGAAGAAGAUGUCUGUGUUUGAGCUGCAGCAGUAUUAAGGCAUCUUUGAAACAUGUCUCUCAAUGGAGGAGGAAGCAGAGGGUUUUACUUCAACACCGUCUUGUCUCUGGCCCGGUCGCUGGCGGCUCACCAGCAGGCACCGAUAGAAAAGGUCCAGAAGCUACAAUGCAUGUGCCCCGUGGACUUCAGAGGAGUCUUCCAGCUGGAUGAGAGGAGGAGAGAUGCCGUCAUUGCUCUGGGGAUUUUUCUAGUAGAGUCAAACCUGCAGCACAAAGAUGCUAUCGUCCCCUACCUUCUCGGGUUACUUAAAGGGCUUCCUAAAGUUCAAUGGAUUGAAGAAAGCUCAGAACGCAAAGGUAGAGGUAAAGAUACACUUCCUGUGGCAGAGAACUUCAGCUUCUGUCUUGUAACACUGCUCUCAGAUGUUGCUCAGCGUGAUGAGACCUUACGAGGACAGAUCCUGGAGGCUGUCAUGGACAUCAUGCAGGUGCUGCAAGACAUCUGUAAGAAUCCAGAGGCUCAUGAUAAAGACUACCUGUGCAGAUACACUGUGCCCACCCUGCUCGGUGUUGCCCGAGCAUUUGGCCGAUACACCAACACUGAUGAGCCUUUACUGUCCAAGCUGUUCCCUCGACCGGUUGCUCCUGUGCUGCCCACGGGUGACGAGAGCGACGCUGCCCGCCGGAGGUCCUUCAACGACUUCCGCUCCAUCCUGCCAAGCUCUUUGCUCACAGUGUGUCAGGGAGACACUCUGAAACGAAAAGGCUCCUCAGUGUCCAGUGUGUCACAACAGGCCAGUCCAGAGAGAGCAGGCCUGACCCCCAGCUCCCCUGCUGAUCCCUCUGCACAGUACUUUGAAGGCUCAUACCUCCCCGACGGCAGCGCAGUGGACCCCGACUACUACUUUUCCACCAUCAGCUCCAGCUUCUCUGUCUCCCCUCUUUUCACUGGAAGCAGCUCUGGAGAGUUUCAUGUGCCUCUGGAUAUGCUGCGACAACUCCUUCUCAUGGUUGAACAGUUUGUCUCGGAGUCAUUUUUAAAGUCACUGGACGACACCCUGGCAGAACUUCUGGAGUUGAGUCCUGGUCUUCAUCUGUACUACAAGACCUUCAGUGAUCCUCUGUAUGUAGCCAUAUUUAAAAUGCUGAGAGAUACCCUGUACAAUCUGAAAGACCUGCAGACAGACUAUGUGAAGGAGGUCCAUGACUUUGUGCUGGAGCAGUUCAGCAGCAGCCAGUCGGAGCUGCAGAGGAUCCUGCACGAUGUCGAGUACCUCCAGAGUGAGCUGAGCCCGCUCAAACUGCGCUGUCAGGCCAACGCCGCCUGCGUGGACCUCAUGGUGUGGGCUGUCACCGAGGAGCAGGGAGCUGAGAACCUUUGCACCAAACUGUCAGAGAAGCUGCAGUCUAAGACGUCCAGUAAAGUCAUCAUCGCUCACAUGCCCCUCCUCAUAUGCUGCUUACAGGGCUUGGGUCGUUUGUGCGAGCGCUUCCCUGUCGUUGCCCACUCCGUCACCAUGUCACUGAGAGACUUUUUGGUGGUGCCCUCUCCUGUUUUGGUGAAGCUGUAUAAAUACCACAGCCAGUACACUCCAGGGAGUGGAGAGAUAAAGAUCCACGUGACCAAUGAACAUUCCCAGUCAACCCUCAGCACCCAUUCUAGUAAGAAGAGCCAGCCCUCGAUGUACGAGCAGCUGCGGGACAUCUCCAUAGACAACAUCUGCAGGUGUCUGAAAGCUGGACUGACGAUGGAUAACGUCAUUGUGGAAGCUUUUCUCGCCAGUCUGUCCAACCGUCUCUACAUCUAUCAGGAAAACGACAAGGAUGCCCACUUGAUCCCUGACCACACCAUCAGGGCUCUGGGUCACAUUGCCGUGGCCUUACGGGACACCCCCCGGGUAAUGGAGCCCAUCCUACAGAUCCUACAGCAGAAGUUCUGUCAGCCCCCCUCCCAGCUCGAUGUCCUCAUCAUAGACCAGCUUGGCUGCAUGGUCAUCACAGGCAAUCAAUACAUCUACCAGGAGGUGUGGAAUUUGUUCCAGCAGAUCAGCGUCAAGGCCAGUUCUAUGGUCUACUCAACCAAAGACUACAAAGACCACGGAUACAGACACUGUUCCUUGGCUGUGAUAAACGCUCUGGGUAACAUAGCAGCGAACCUUCAGGCCGAGCAGAUGGUCGACGAGCUGCUGGUCAACCUGCUGGAGCUUUUUGUUCAACUGGGCUUAGAAGGGAAGAGAGCCAGUGAGAGGGCCUCAGACAAAGGUCCAGCUCUGAAGGCAUCGAGCAGUGCUGGAAACCUCGGUGUCCUAAUUCCAGUUAUUGCAGUACUGACUAAGAGGUUGCCACCAAUUAAGGAAGCAAAGCCACGUCUGCAGAAGCUCUUCAGGGACUUCUGGCUCUACUCUGUCGUCAUGGGAUUUGCAGUGGAGGGUUCAGGUCUGUGGCCAGAGGAAUGGUACGAAGGAGUUUGUGAGAUUGCGACCAAAUCACCGCUGCUCACGUUUCCCAGUGGAGAACCUUUACGUUCGGAGCUGCAGUACAACUCUGCACUGAAGAAUGACACUGUCACCCCGGCGGAGCUGAAUGAUCUGCGAAGUACUAUCAUCAACCUGCUGGACCCUCCUCCUGAGGUGGCUGCACUCAUCAACAAAUUGGACUUUGCCAUGUCCACAUAUUUGCUGUCUGUGUACAGAUUGGAGUACAUGAGGAUGCUGCGUUCUCUGGACUCUGAUCGUUUUCAGGUCAUGUUUCGAUACUUUGAAGACAGAGCGAUACAGAAGGAUAAAUCUGGCAUGAUGCAGUGUGUGAUUGCUGUUAGCGACAAGGUUUUUGAGGUCUUCCUGCAGAUGAUGGCUGAAAAAGCAAAAACCAAAGCCCACGAGGAGGAGCUGGAACGGCACGCUCAGUUCCUCCUGGUCAACUUCAACCACAUCCACAAGAGGAUCCGCAGAGUGGCUGACAAAUAUUUGUCCGGCCUGGCUGAAACUUUCCCCCACUUGUUAUGGAGCGGCCGAGUGCUGAGGACCAUGUUAGACAUCCUGCAGACGCUUUCCCUCUCACUCAGUGCAGAUAUUCAUAAAGAUCAACCUUAUUAUGACAUCCCAGACACGCCGUACAGAAUCACUGUCCCAGAUACAUAUGAAGCCAGAGAGAGCAUAGUGAAGGAUUUUGCUGCUCGCUGUGGGAGAGAUCCUUAAAGAGGCCAUGAAGUGGGCUCCGUCUGUGACCAAAUCCCAUCUACAGGAGUAUCUGAACAAACAUCAGAACUGGGUGUCGGGUCUCUCCCAGCACACAGGCCUGGCCAUGGCCACAGAAAGCAUCCUGCACUUUGCUGGUUACAACAGGCAGAGUACAACUCUGGGG
This is a messenger RNA of Lates calcarifer (barramundi perch), 3410 nucleotides long. It is a transcript of the gene pi4kab, whose product is annotated as phosphatidylinositol 4-kinase, catalytic, alpha b. The coding region runs from base 101 to 3244 and encodes 1047 amino acids. The record is from RefSeq and is a predicted model, not a curated record. Lineage: Eukaryota; Metazoa; Chordata; Actinopteri; Centropomidae. The transcript is spliced from 29 exons.